Molecule: messenger RNA, 811 nt
Organism: Impatiens glandulifera
Lineage: Eukaryota; Viridiplantae; Streptophyta; Magnoliopsida; Ericales; Balsaminaceae
Product: vacuolar iron transporter homolog 4-like
Exons: 1
Coding region: 70-687 (205 amino acids)
Biological process (GO): intracellular manganese ion homeostasis
Cellular component (GO): membrane
Molecular function (GO): iron ion transmembrane transporter activity; manganese ion transmembrane transporter activity
Source: RefSeq, a predicted model, not a curated record
CUCAAAUCCAUCUAACAUUUUUCAUUUCUCAAAGUUUCUUUAUUAAUUACUUGACUUGGAUAAUAUUUCAUGGAUCAUGUCAACAUUUCCGUAGCUAAUAAUGAGGAAAAAGGAGCUAAUGUGGAUUUUGACUAUUCUCAAAGGGCACAAUGGCUCCGAGCUGCUGUGUUGGGAGCAAACGAUGGUUUGGUCUCAGUCGCAUCGCUAAUGAUGGGUGUGGGAGCAGUAAAGCAAGACGUGAAAGCAAUGUUCUUGAUAGGGUUCGCAGGGCUCGUGGCCGGGGCUUGUAGCAUGGCAAUCGGAGAAUUUGUCUCCGUGUACUCUCAGUUGGAUAUUGAGGUUGCUCAAAUGAAGAGAGAUCACAUCACGAAUCAUGAUCAAGAAUUGGCCGAGAAGGAGAAUUUGCCGAGCCCAUUUCAAGCGGCAUUGGCUUCUGCCCUAGCAUUCUCUCUAGGGGCGAUAGUUCCACUCUUGGCGGCAAUGUUCAUAGAUAGCUAUAAAGUGCGGUUGGCAGUGAUUUUAGCGGCUGUGAGCAUAGCCCUUGUGGUGUUUGGGGCGGUUGGGGCAGUGUUAGGAGGAUCAUCGCGAGUCAAGUCGUGUGUUAGGGUGCUUGUUGGAGGUUGGCUAGCCAUGGCCAUUACAUUUGGGUUAACUAAGUUGAUUGGCUCUAGUGGACUACAAAUGUGAUGAUUAAUUUUACUUUCAUUUCCUAUUAUAUAUAUAUAUGUAUGCUAUGUAAUAAAUGUCAAAUGUAUGUGACAAAUUUGAAAUUUCUCUUAAUUAAUAUAUAAGAUCUGUGGACCAAACAAAA